Messenger RNA from Babesia bigemina, 1332 nucleotides. RefSeq names its product dihydroorotate dehydrogenase, putative. NCBI's taxonomy places the organism in Eukaryota, Apicomplexa, Aconoidasida, Piroplasmida, Babesiidae. Gene Ontology annotation, biological process: 'de novo' pyrimidine nucleobase biosynthetic process; pyrimidine ribonucleotide biosynthetic process. The record is from RefSeq and is a predicted model, not a curated record. Gene Ontology annotation, molecular function: dihydroorotate dehydrogenase activity. The transcript is spliced from 10 exons. Gene Ontology annotation, cellular component: cytoplasm; mitochondrial inner membrane. The coding region runs from base 1 to 1332 and encodes 443 amino acids.
AUGAUUUAUAGAAGACUCGUUCUCCGCGUUCCGCGCCUCUCCCGAGGAUUCUCGGACGCGAAGUCGACGGAAGAGCGCGUACAAGCCGAGCUACUUUACCAGCGCCGCGUCAGCAGGUGGAUAUUCCGGGGGAUGUGCGUCGCAGCGGCGGCCACCGGAACCGUGGUAUGCCUGCGCAACCCGGAAUCUUCCAUAUACAACGUUGUUAUGCCCUUCAUCAGGACUUACAUCGACCCGGAGAACGCCCAUAAACUGAGUUUGAUGGCUCUGAAGCUUGGGCUGGCGCCAGUGGACUACUCCGUUGACCCACCGAUCAUCCAGAGCCGUGUGAAGGAUGUUGUCUUCUUCAAUCCCAUCGGAAUGGCUGCCGGGUAUGACAAGCAAGUCGAGGUACCACUAGAGGUGCUGCGCCUAGGAUUCGGGUUCAUUGAGGUUGGUACGGUGCUGCCGAAACCUCAAGAAGGCAAUCCCAAGCCCGUAUUGUUCCGCCUGCACGGUAGCAAGGCGCUGGUGAACCGCUGUGGUUUCAACAGUUGCGGGCUCGAGGUGGCCGUGGAACGCCUGAAGCGCGUGCGCCAGAAGCAGGCGGACGAUCCCCUCACGAAGGAUUUCAUGAUCGGAGUUAGCGUGGGCAAAAACCGGACAGGAGAUAUCAUCGCGGACACCGUGGAAACGAUAAAGGGUGUUGCGCCGUAUGCAGACUACGUAGCGCUGAACGUCAGCUCGCCUAACACGCCCAACCUGCGCGACAACCAGCGACGUGAACCGCUCAUAGCACUCAUUGCCGUCGCCAAAGCCACAUUAGACGACGUGAAGGCGCAUAACGCAACCUUCCAAAACACAACGAAGAAGGUGCCUUUACUCUUCAUCAAGAUCUCGCCCGACGUCUCCCGGAAGGAGCUUGAGGACAUCGCCGAUAUCGCACUUGUACACAACAUCGAUGGUAUAAUUGCAACCAACACGACGGUGUCGAGGCCGGACGAGGUCACUGAGGAUUGCAAAAUUGCAGGCCACCCGGCUGGUGGCCUCAGCGGCAGACCCCUCAAAAAGCUUUCCAAAAAGUUGGUGUACGACCUGUACGAGCUGACACACGGCAAAGUGCCCAUUAUCGCUGACGCUCUGGAAAUGGUGGAGGCCGGAGCUUCGCUCUGCCAGUUCUACACCGCGAUGGUGUACGAGGGACCGGGGUUGCCCAGCCGCAUCAAGAACGGACUGGCACAGCUUCUGCUGCAGAAGGGCUAUUCGAACAUAACUGAGGCCAUUGGCGCCGAACACCGCCGUCGGCAAGCCGCAACCGCCGCCCCUGCUCCAGCAACGACCAAGACCCAGUAA